Fragaria vesca subsp. vesca is the source of this 951-nucleotide messenger RNA. RefSeq lists its product as uncharacterized. The record is from RefSeq and is a predicted model, not a curated record. NCBI's taxonomy places the organism in Eukaryota, Viridiplantae, Streptophyta, Magnoliopsida, Rosales, Rosaceae. The transcript has a single exon. Bases 1 to 951 code for a protein of 316 amino acids.
AUGGGGCAACUCAAGUAUUUUCUAGGAAUAGAAGUGGCGAGAUCAAAGAAAGGAAUUGUAUUGUGUCAAAGAAAAUAUGCUUUGGAGAUUCUUGAAGACACAGGUUUCCUUGGUGUCAAGCCUUCAUCUUUUCCAGUUGAGCAGAAUUUGUCACUCACCCAAGCAGAUGGAGUUUUGUUACAAGAUCCUUCUCAAUAUCGGAGGCUUGUGGGGCGGCUCAUAUAUUUGACCAUUACAAGACCGGACUUGGUUUAUGCUGUCCACAUAUUGAGUCAGUUCAUGGACAAACCAAGGCAGCCACACCUUAAAGCAGCACACAAGGUUCUGAGGUAUAUUAAGCAGACGCCAGGUCAAGGAGUAUUGUUGUCUUCCACAGGUCCUUUAGAAUUGAGAGCAUUUUGCGAUGCUGAUUGGGCUCGAUGUAGAGAUACAAGAAGGUUUGUGUCAGGCUACUGUGUACUCAUUGGAAAUGCACAUGUUUCAUGGAAGACAAAGAAACAAACCACUGUGGCACGCUCCAGUGCAGAGGCAAAAUAUCGGUCAAUGGCGACAACAUGUUGUGAAGUAACUUGGUUGCUUAGCAUAUUGCGUGAUUUGAAUAUACAUCACCAACAACCAGUUAAGCUAUACUGUGACAACCAAGCUGCAAUCCACAUAGCUUCAAACCCGGUGUUUCAUGAGCGUACGAAAUAUAUAGAGAUCGACUGCCAUGUGGUGCGUGAAAAAGUGCAGAGGGGAGUGAUUAAACCAGCUCAUGUUAGAACCAAAGAGCAGCCGACAGAUUUGUUCACUAAGUCGGUGAGUGCAGCACAGUUUAAAGCCUUACUUAGCAAGUUGAGUGUAAUUAAUAUACACUCUAACUUGAGGGGGAGUCUUGAGGAAGAAGAUCCUGCUGCACCAGUUAAGGAAGGAAUCUCAGCAAAUAAGGAAGUAAUUGUCACAGCAAGUUAA